This is a messenger RNA of Spodoptera littoralis (African cotton leafworm), 1467 nucleotides long. Lineage: Eukaryota; Metazoa; Arthropoda; Insecta; Lepidoptera; Noctuidae. The record is from the annotation of a GenBank genome assembly.
AUGAAUCCGAUUGUUGUACAAAUAGCUGUAGCGCUUUUACUUUCAGUACCAACCUUCAUGUUAGCUAUUGGAAACACAUGGACAUCUUAUACACUACCCAUUCUAGAAAGCGAAGACUCUCCAAUAGGAUAUCCAAUCACGAAGAGUGAUAGCAAUCUGAUAUCCUCAGUUAUCAUGUUGGGUUCCCUAACCUCUAUAGUUAUUGCUGGGUAUAUAAGCGACCGGAUUGGUCGAAAACGGACAGAAAUAUUAAGUGGACUAUGCUUUGUGCUCGCCUGGUCAACAAUUACAACUGCAAAGAAUGUAACGCAACUUGUAAUUGGUCGAUACAUUAUAGGACUUGGAACGGGGCUACAUUUUGUCACUGGUGUCGUUUACAUUGGUGAAAUGAGUCAAACAUCCAUCAGGGGAGCUCUUCUUACCAUAAUGUCGUUCAUGUAUAACCUAGGUACACUCGCUUCUUAUACAGAAGGCUGGUUCUGUAGUUACGAAGUCGUCAACUACUUGAAUUUAACUACAGCUGUUACAUUUGUACUCCUACUAAUGUGUCUUAAAGAAACACCCGUUUAUUUGUUAAGAAUAGGAAAAGAAAAGGAAGCAAUAAAAUCUCUAAAAUUUUAUCGAGGUGCAUCAAAGGUUAAUCAAGAAAUUUUAGACGAAAUCGUUUAUCUGAAAAGUCAACUAAUUAAUGAAAAUAUCAAUCAAAUUGAGAUGAAAGUCCCUCAAUUAGAAAGUGAAAAAGAAAUGUUAAAUGAAGAAAAUACUCCUAAGAUUGAAGGCAUUAUUAAUAAAUCAAACAGUGCUUGGAUAACAUUACGAACAUCGAACUCAGCAAAACGCGCCUUGGUAGUAUUAUUAGUUCAAAUGAAUUUGUGCGUGUUCAUGGGUAUGAUCGCUGUGCAGGCGUUUGCUGGUCAAUUCUUUCAGCAAGCAGCGCCAAGCUUUUCGCCACAUCUCUGCUCUGUGAUGCUGGCCAUAAUUGUCACAAUUACGAGUGGAGUCGCCGUAUUUAUAGUGGAAAUUGUAUCUAGACGGGUUCUAAUGAUAAGUACAUGUUUCCUAUCGGGCUGCUGUAUGGCGUGCCUGUCCAGCAUGCAGUACUUCACGUGGGCUCCGGAGUGGGGUAUACCAUUAGUUAUGAUACUCUACUGCAUAUUUUACCAGCUCGGCGCAGUAAACAUUCCGUUCAUACAAAUUGCUGAAUGCUUGCCACCGCAAAUGAACAGUUUCGGGACGGGCACCGUGAUGUGCUCAUUGUUUAUUGCGAACUUUAUACUUCUGUUUAUAUUCAAACCGGCAGUGGACAUCCUAGGAUUAUCUGGAGUUUUCCUAGCAUUCGCAUUUGUUAAUUUCCUGACCGUAAUUGUAUCAUAUUUAAUAAUGAGAGAAACAAGAAGAGUGCCCUUUGAAACGGUACAAAGUACUUUUGAGCGAGGUUAUUUGUAUAGGCGGCAAAAAAGUUAUUAA